AUGGGUAACGACGUGAAUGAAGAAUACGACCUUGUUGUCGUCGGCGCAGGAUUCUACGGUCUCGCCGCUGCAAAGACACAUCUGGCGCUGCACCCAGAAAAAAAGCUUCUCGUUAUCGAAGCUGAAGCAACCUGCGGCGGAACCUGGUCGCACAAUCGGCUCUAUCCAAGCCUGAAGACAAACAAUCUCUUCGGGUCGCUAGAAUACCCUGACUUCCCCAUGGACGGUACCAAGUACAGCCUCAAAGAGGGCGAGCACAUCCCCGGAAAAGUCAUGCAUGAGUACUGCGAAGACUAUGCGAAGCAUUUCGGCGUACUUGAGCGCGUGCGGUUCGAGACGGAGGUCAUUUCGGCCAAGGCAAUGACCUCUGGAGGCUGGACUAUCACCACUAAGGAAGCAUCGACGGAAACAUCCACCAUAACAGCACAUAAGCUCAUCAUCGCCACCGGCUUGACUUCGCAGCCCAACAAGCCCUCCUUCACCGGCGCGGCAGAAUUCAGCUCACCAAUCUUCCACGCGCGCGACUUCUGCGACAAAUCCCACAUCACCUCCACUGCCUCCCGUGCGGUCGUGAUCGGUGGCGGGAAGUCGGCAUUCGACGUAGCAUACAAGUUCGCCACCAGCUCAACCUGCACGGAAGGUGUCGACCUGCUCAUCCGGCCCAGCGGAAACGGCCCAGUCUGGAUGGCAAACGCCUACGCCACACCCUUCAAGCUCAAAGUCGAGGACUUGGUUCUUGUGAGGUUUCUGACGUGGUUUAGCCCCUGCGCAUGGGGUGAUGAGGCUGGAUAUGGCGUAGUGCGGAGGUUCUUGCAGGCUACGUGGCUCGGAAAUAUCUUUGUCCGGCUGUUCUUCUGGGCCGUUGGGGCGGAUAUUAUGCGUACGGUCGGAUAUGACAACCACCCGGAGACCAAAAAGCUGAAGCCCUGGUAUGGUACGCUCUGGGCAAACAGUGCAUUAGGAGUAUGGAAUUACGACAAAGACUUUCUGGGUCUGGUCAGGCAGGGGACAAUCAGAGUUCAUCUGGCCGAGGUUGAGAGUCUGGGAAGACGUGUGGUCGAGCUCAAGGAUGGCAAGAGGUUAGAUGGCGUGGACGUUGUCGUGUGCGCGACGGGAUGGGUGAAGGAGGACUCUUCUUCCAUGGCGUUCAAGGAUUUCGACACUGGGCUAGCACUCAGCGGUGAGGAAAGGGAUGCGUUGAUUCGAAAAGCGGACAAGAAGCUUUUUGCCAAGCUCCCCAUUCUCAAGGCUCAGCCGGUCAAGCAACUCGAAGAUACCACGACUAAGCAAAACUUGGCUUCGGGAAAAGUCGACAGCGAACCACGCCGAUAUUACCGCUUCAUCGUCCCUUCCCAAGCCACCAGCUCCCGAAACAUUGCCUUCGCAGGCGGAAUUUCGACCACAUCGACCGCCCUCACCGCUCAUCUCCAGGGUUUAUGGAUAACCGCGUUCUUCGACGGCAAUCUUGACCGCAGCCCGCCGGCUGACAAGAGGGCUGUCGUGGAUGAGAUCAUACGGCACACUCAAUUCGAGAAGUGGCGCCAUCCGUGCGGCUAUGGGCCUCUUGUACCGGAUAUGACCUUUGACUCGCUCUCGUACGUGGACCUCUUGAUGAACGACUUGGGCCUCAAGGUGCGAAGAAAGAAAUCAAUACUGAGAGAUGUGUUCCUGCCGUAUAAGCCGAGGGACUAUGCUACUAUUUUAAAGGAGUAUCAAGCGCGUUGUAAGUCUGCUACCGGAGCCCUCCCACCAAGAAGUCUGCUACUUCUCUGCGUGUCCGGCGCCGCUAACCUUCAUAUCUCCCACAGUCGCCAAAAACGCUUCUAA
Molecule: messenger RNA, 1827 nt
Organism: Microdochium trichocladiopsis
Lineage: Eukaryota; Fungi; Ascomycota; Sordariomycetes; Xylariales; Microdochiaceae
Exons: 2
Coding region: 1-1827 (608 amino acids)
Molecular function (GO): NADP binding; flavin adenine dinucleotide binding
Source: RefSeq, a predicted model, not a curated record